CACGAUAUCCUGACACGUGUACCCUAUGCCGUCGGUUCCUAUGAAGGAACCGACGCCAAAGGGUCGAUCUCUGAAUAAACCCUAUGGCUCGUCUUCCUCCUUCAUUUCACUCAGCCAUUUCCCCACCCAGCAAAAACCAGAGAGAAAAAAACCCAGCAAAAACCCUCGCCGAACCACCUUCCCUCAACCAUAUCUCCCCCAUUUCUCAACCAUUUCAUCCCAUUUUUUUUUAAAAUCCUCCAUUUUCGAUACUUAAUAACAUACACCUAAAAAGUUCCGAUUUUUUAGCCUCUAAAAGUGUCAGUCGAACCCAAAUAGUAAAUUUUGGGUGUGAAAUCCGGCCACCCAUUUUUGUUGAGAAAUUGUUCAAUCUCAACCUCGUUUAAGUGUCGGGAUUUUUUACGGUGGUCGUCGGAUUGCGGUUAUUAGGGGUUCGGCAUAAUUUUGUGUGUAGCGUAUUUGGGCUUGCAAUUAUAGACAUGGCGAACUCAGAAUCAGGAUCUGAUUCGGGAGCAGAAAAUGAGUGUCCAACCACAAUACCUACACGAGGGCCGACGCAAAUGAAUGAAAUAUCCAAACUAAUGGAUCAGGGCAAAAGAGUGGCCCUCGAAGUUAAUGAUAAAGGUCAAUACUGUGGAAAAAGCUACGCGAAGCUCGUAUCCACUCUGGGAGUCAGAUGUCGGCAGACAAUAGGGUUGGCUUAUAAAAACUGGAAAGAAGUCAACCAGACUCUGAAAAAUAAAGUUUGGAAAGACAUUCAGACGGGGUUCAUUGUGCCGGACACCUUCAAACAUGAUUGUCUCAUCCUAGCUGGGAAGUUAAUGAAAGACUUCAAGAAUAGGAUGACAAAAGACAUCAUAAUGCCCGCGUUGAAAGAGAAUGAUCUGGGACGACUGGCACAAGUCCCUGAAAAGCACCCGGAGAUCGACGCUGCUGAUUGGUGCAAAUUUGUUGAAAGUCGACUAACUCCUGAAUUUCUGGAAUUGAGUAAGGUGCAACGUGAACGUUCCUCAAAAAUUCAAUCCAGACAUCGAAGUGGUCGGAGUGGAAUGGUGAACGUACGGGAAGCUGUGAAAAAGGACCUCGAAGUUGCAGAUCCUCCCCGCCACCGUGUUUGGAUUAAAUCUCGCACCAAGAGUAGAAAACUUGUCACUGAUUACGACAAGGAAAUUGCCGAGAAGAUAGUAAGUAUAUAUUAAUCCUUAAUUGACUUCUACUCAUGAGUUAGUGUAUAUAAUUCAUAUACUAAUUGCUUGAAUAUAUGCGUGCAUUAGGCUCAACUAGAGGAGAAGCUUAGUCAGGGACAAAUUCAGGUCCAGGGCCAAAACGAUAUCCUCACGCAGGCGCUCGGGACACCAGAGCAUCCUGGACGUGUCAGGGCUGCUGGGUAUGCUAUUACUUCAAAUGUUAUUUAUUUAGUUACACAAAUGAAAUCGUUGCUAAUUUGCAUUUUAUG
Messenger RNA from Cannabis sativa, 1456 nucleotides. RefSeq lists its product as uncharacterized. NCBI's taxonomy places the organism in Eukaryota, Viridiplantae, Streptophyta, Magnoliopsida, Rosales, Cannabaceae. The record is from RefSeq and is a predicted model, not a curated record. The transcript is spliced from 7 exons. Bases 480 to 1199 code for a protein of 239 amino acids.